AUGAGCUGUCUGGAUGUUAUGUACCAGGUCUACGGUCCUCCGCAACCUUAUUUCGCAGCCGCCUACACUCCCUACCACCAGAAACUAGCCUACUACUCAAAAAUGCAGGAAGCCCAAGAGUGCAACGCCAGCCCCAGCAGCAGCGCCAGUGGGAGCUCCUCGUUUUCCAACCAAACCCCAGCCAGUGUAAAAGAAGAGGAUGGCAGCCCUGAGAAAGAGCGCCCACCCGAAGCUGAGUACAUCAAUUCCAGAUGUGUACUCUUCACCUACUUCCAGGGUGACAUCAGCUCUGUGGUGGAUGAACAUUUCAGUAGGGCCCUGAGCCAGCCUAGCAGCUAUACCCCCAGCUGUACCAACAGCAAAGCCCACAGGAGCUCCGGGCCCUGGAGAGAAGGCACCUUCCCGAUGAGCCAGCGCAGCUUCCCCGCCUCCUUCUGGAACAGCGCGAGGGAAUGCAGUCUCCCCGCAGCCCCUCCAGCACUGUACCCGACUCUGGGCUGA
Messenger RNA from Cricetulus griseus (Chinese hamster), 501 nucleotides. The record is from RefSeq and is a predicted model, not a curated record. Lineage: Eukaryota; Metazoa; Chordata; Mammalia; Rodentia; Cricetidae.